Trichechus manatus latirostris (Florida manatee) is the source of this 5097-nucleotide messenger RNA. It is a transcript of the gene TXLNA, whose product is annotated as taxilin alpha. The transcript is spliced from 10 exons. Lineage: Eukaryota; Metazoa; Chordata; Mammalia; Sirenia; Trichechidae. The record is from RefSeq and is a predicted model, not a curated record. Gene Ontology annotation, molecular function: syntaxin binding. Bases 329 to 2014 code for a protein of 561 amino acids.
CUGAGCCAAUCCCGCGCUGGGCCUGUCUUGAGGGGGCUGUGUUGUGCCGGGAAGUGGCUUUGGGAAAAAGGAGGCCUCUUUCCUCGCCCGUUUUUUCCAGGAGCAGCCCCACAAAAACCUGCCUGGGCACACCAGGUUCCCCUCACCAGCCAGAGACCGGGGGAACCUUUGGCUCCCCCCGGUAAAAGCCAACCAGUUUGUUUUAAGAAGCUUUGCGCGCCUGGUGUUGGGAUUUCUAAUCCAGGCUGCGAAGAAUUUCGAAGUCUGGAAAAUAGCAAUUGUGUUUGUUUCUGAAGGAUCUGCUCCUAAUCUAACAUUGCAGACCACAAUGAAGAACCAAGACAAAAAGAAUGGGGCUGCCAAGCAAUCAGGCAACACUUCCAACCCGAAAAGCAACCCAGGGCAACCGGAAGCGGGACCAGAGGAUGCCCACAGGCGGCCUAGCCAGCCUUCUUCUGCAACCGAAGCUGAGGAUUCCACCAGCCAGGCCCUGGGGAAGCCUGAGGGGGCUCAAGCCAAAACUGCUCAGUCUGGGGCCCUCCGUGAUGUGUCCGAGGAGCUGAGCCGCCAAUUGGAAGACAUCUUGAGUACUUACUGUGUGGACAACAGUCAAGGGGGUCCAGGUGAGGACGGGGCACAGGGUGAGCCUGCCGAACCUGAAGAUGCAGAGAAGUCCCGGAGCUAUGCUGUGAGGAAUGGGGAGCCUGAGCCAGGGACUCCAGUAGUCAAUGGUGAAAAGGAGACUUCCAAGGGGGAGCCGGGCACAGAGGAGAUCCGAGCGAGUGACGAAGGCGGAGACCGAGACCACCGGAGGCCGCAGGAGAAGAAGAAAGCGAAGGGGCUGGGAAAGGAGAUCACGCUGCUGAUGCAGACAUUGAAUACACUGAGUACCCCAGAGGAGAAGCUGGCAGCGCUGUGCAAGAAGUAUGCUGAACUGCUGGAGGAGCACAGGAACUCUCAGAAGCAGAUGAAGCUCCUGCAGAAGAAGCAGAGCCAGCUGGUGCAAGAGAAGGACCAUCUGCGGGGUGAGCACAGCAAGGCUGUCCUGGCCCGCAGCAAGCUUGAGAGCCUGUGCCGUGAGCUGCAGCGACACAACCGCUCCCUCAAGGAAGAAGGUGUGCAGCGGGCCCGGGAGGAGGAGGAGAAGCGCAAGGAGGUGACCUCCCACUUCCAGGUGACGCUGAAUGAUAUUCAGCUGCAGAUGGAACAGCACAACGAACGCAACUCCAAGCUGCGCCAGGAGAACAUGGAGCUGGCCGAGAGGCUGAAGAAGCUCAUUGAGCAGUAUGAGCUGCGUGAGGAGCAUAUCGACAAAGUCUUCAAACAUAAGGACCUGCAGCAGCAGCUGGUGGAUGCCAAGCUCCAGCAGGCCCAGGAGAUGCUGAAGGAGGCAGAGGAGAGACACCAGCGGGAGAAGGACUUUCUCCUCAAAGAGGCAGUGGAGUCACAGCGGAUGUGUGAGCUGAUGAAGCAGCAGGAGACCCACCUGAAGCAGCAGCUUGCCCUAUACACAGAGAAGUUUGAAGAGUUCCAGAACACUCUUUCCAAAAGCAGCGAGGUGUUCACUACGUUCAAACAGGAGAUGGAAAAGAUGACUAAGAAGAUCAAGAAGCUAGAGAAAGAAACCACCAUGUACCGGUCCCGGUGGGAGAGCAGCAACAAGGCCCUGCUUGAGAUGGCUGAGGAGAAAACACUCCGGGACAAGGAGCUGGAGGGCCUGCAGGUAAAAAUCCAGCGGCUGGAGAAGCUGUGCCGGGCAUUGCAGACAGAGCGCAACGACCUGAACAAGAGGGUACAGGACCUGAGCGCGAGUGGCCAGGGUGCCCUCACUGACAGCGGCCCUGAACAAAGGCCAGAGGUUGCCACUGCCACCAAGGAGCAGGGUGGCGAGGGGCUCAUGGCCCAAGCACCGAGCUCCCCAAGGGCCACAGAAGCUACUUGCUGCCCUGGAGCACAGAGCACAGAAGCAUCAGGCCAAACAGGGCCGUGGGAGGCCAGCCCCACCACCGCCUAGAGCCCAGCACUUCGUGCGUGCUGGGAAGGGAGCAGGCAGCCUGGCGAGACCUGGCCCACACAAGGCUCCCACCUCAAAGCAGUCCAGUGCCAGGCCAAGUGCUCUGGUCUGGCUGGCAUUUGACACUUUGCAAUUUUGGAUUUUGUGGGUCAGUUUGACGUUAUGUAUGGCAUAUGUGCAAGACCUCAUACAUUUAUAUUUGUAAGUGUACAGUGGGCUUGCAUUGGGGGUGGGGUGUGUAGACAGGUUGGUGGCUCUUCUGUGAACUGAAGAGUCUUAAAAGAGGAGCUGUCAUCUGUGGCUACCAUCAUGGUGAGCUGACAGGACAAGUGACUGGAGCAUUUCUUCUACACGGUUGGAGGCUCAGGCCCCUCCCAGCCCCUUGGGGCUUGUGACAAGUGACACACCCAGGCCUUGACUGUUUCUGUUGUGAGCAGGGCUCUCGUGGCUAUCCUGGAGAUGCCUUUACUCCUCUGGACCUGGAAAAGGUGUCCCGAGGCAGAGCGUUGGCGGGCACCCGGAGCUGGUGAUCAGACUGCUUUCCUGCUGAGACGAGGGACCUGGAGAAUGUUUCUGGGAUGAUGCCGGUAGGGGCCCCGUGGGCACUGCUUUCCUGCCCUCUGGUGGUGCUCGGACCAGGCCGGUGAUGCUUCUCAGUAGCCUUACUCACAGGUGCCUCUUCAGCCUGCACAAAUGAUUGAUAAGAGAGCACCCAGAGGAUUCUUUCUGAAGGUUUUUUUUGCACAUGACAGUGUAUCGAGGAUCUGCUGAGGAGGGGGAGGGGUGCUGAGCCAUGGGCCUGGGUUCCUAACCUCCAGUGUCUCAACACCCACCUGGCUUCUUUGCCAAGUUGGUGCUGAGGUGUCCUAUUUGGUGAGACCAGAUUCCUUGAGAGAAAGGAAAGGGCUUCUGAUAGCUUUACCACAAGCUUGCCUAAAUCCUGGGAGGCUCUUCUGAUUCCCAUCCCCUCUCUCCAUGCAGCGGCUGCUGGGCCCCCAGGCCCAGCUGCCCGCUUGGCUUUAUGGGCCCAUUUCUGCACCACACCCCUCCACCACCAACACCAUCAGAUGUGCAAUCCUUGAGAUUUACCCUGGUUCCAUUUGCUGGCACCUCCUUGUCCAGCAAAUAAGAGCUGAGGCGUGUCCUCCUUGGGAUUCCACACCCUCCAUUGUGGGAGCCCACAGGCCAGCCCCCAGCUGUUGUCCAACGGGUAGGGAAUGAGAAUGAGACUCCAUGCUCGGUUGAGCCCCAGAAUCCACAAAACAGCUGCCAACAUUUUUGUUUGUUGCUACUUUAAACUGAAAGUUCUGCUGGUUGCUAACCUGCCAAAGUGUUAGCCAAUUUUUUUGUUUUGUUUUUACCAAGCAGUCUUCGGGGACAACAGAGUGAGUCUUUGAUCAGGAAGCAGGGCUCUGGACCCAAUGCCCCAUCUCCAGCUGGGCAUCUGCUUCUCCCUGGAUUUCCUUGAAGCCAGUCCGUUGUCCACAGCCCUUCAUCUUCCACAGCUAGCCCACUCAGCCCUUAACUUAAUCCCUCAGAUACAUAGGUUCGUGAGGAACAUUUAGUUUUCCUGAAUCGUCUUAUGGCUUAGACCAGAAAUGCUGACUGAGGGGACACCGAUUGCCCUUCUGCACCCAUGGUAGAUAUCACUAACCUGCUUCAGGGUGUUUCCUGCUAAUCCCCAUAGGUUCUCAUUUGCGUCAAGAUCCCCCAGCAGCCAGUAUGAGUGUUGAGACCUAUUUACCCUCCCUGGCUGAAAUACUACUCCUGUGGAGAAGUCUUUCCCAAGAUCUUUUUCUUCCCCUCUUUGAAGUCCCUGUGUUUGGAAUUGUCCCCUAACCUGCCUCUUUCUGCUCCAGGAAGGCCUUCUCCCUCCCCCAGCCCCUGUGCCCAGGCUGAGGUGCAAGAGCUGCCAACCCCACAUGGGAUUUACUGGGCUGAGGAGGUGCAGGGAGGAGACAGGGCAUCUACUUGCCCGCCUUGAAGAGAUGAAAGGCCUCAGGUGGCCCAUAAUUAAUUGCCUGCCUCACUUCAGCUACCUCUUUAAAGCCUGGGGGAGGGGUUGGGUCUAUUGGAGCCCAGUGUGUUGUAGGAGACCACAGCUGGACGAUGUCACAGCAGCCCAGUGAGACCAGGUCUGACUUCUGUGGAACCACAGUGGGCAGGUGGCCCCACCCAGGCUUCCGGGUCAGGAAUGUGGGCCUCAGGCAGGCAGACCUCUCUGCUCUCAGCUCCAGCUAUUUCUAGGCAUUCAGGCCAUAGGUGGUGGUCCCUUUCUUUCUCUUUCUGUGUAUUGACCAAAUCUCACCAAUCACUACAGCUGCUCUGCUUGCUCUGCUUUCCAAAGUUAGCCCAGGUGCCUGGGUAGUGCACACGGGUCUGGGCCAGAUGCAAGGGGGUGGCCUCUCCAUGAAUGAAGGCCAGUGCCUUCCUUCCCUGGGCAGGUCCCAUGCAUGUGACCUCAGUUUUAGGACCAAGAGCUGUUCUGUGUAGGGUUUGUUGCUAGCUUUUCCUCCAGGGAACCAUAGCACAUGAGGCUCACAGCUCAGAGCUCCUGGCUCUGCUAACAGCAGCCUGUGUUCAGGACCUUGUCCAGCUGAGAGCUCCCUGUACACCAGAUUCUGAGAGGUGUCAGCAGCACUUUUUUUUUUCUCCAUGAGGUUUUGGACCAUGGGCUGAGCUCAGGCACUUUGUGUACGAGAAUGUUAUUUCUGUAAAGAUGGUGGUUAUUUCCCCACCCCCUCCACCCUUUCAUGGUGGCCCUGCUGUGGGCUGACCAAGAGGUGGGUGGGGCUGCCCUGGUGUCUACUGGGGGAGGGUCAAGGCCUGCUGAGCUGACUCUCCAGCUGCUUCUCCAGCCCUCCUGCCUUGCACAGCACAGAGGUGGCCACCCCAGGGACAGCCAGGCACCUGCCUGCCCCUUGACCCCUGCCCAGGAGGCUGCCUUCUGUCCCCAUAACUUGCUUCCCUAAUAUCCUCCUGGCCGCCCAGACUUGUUUGAAGCUGUGCUGACAGCUUUUUUUCUCCUUUUGGUAUUCACAACAGCCAGGGAUUUGAUUUUGAUGUAUUUUAAACCACGUUAA